UGGAAGGCCUGUCGGAUUUUGCCGUCGUCGAGCGAGGUAUGAUUUAGUCCAGCUUGUUUUGAGGUGAGUAGUCCUUAAACCUUCUUUUUUUCCUUCCAAAAAUAGAGUUAGUGCACUGUUGUGAUAUAAAAAGCCGUAUAUUUGAUAAAAACACCAGCAAUCCAAGCGCAUAAACGCGCAGUUAUUUCACGUAAGCUACAGUUCGGCUCGGUUCAAACCUCGGAUUUCACAUGUGCCGAACUUAACGGGAGAGUGAACUACAUGUGAACUGCGACGUUUGAAUCAAUUAAAUUUGACUGUUUAAAUUAAAUGCGACGUUUGCCGUAUCUGCGACUGAAACAGUCGAAGAUUCGACUUUAAUUAAUUAGGUUCGACAUUUGAUUCAAACGUCGCAUUUCACAUGUGCCGAACUUAAUGCAUGAAUUUUAGGAAAUUAUUAUUAUAUUACUGGGAAUAUUGACCGCAAACAGAGUUAAAUUUGAUGUUUGAAUCAAAUGCCAUAUUAAACUACUUUAGUCGACUAAAAUAGGCAUAAUUAAGUUUGGCACAUGUGAAAUUCGACGUUUGAACCGGGCCUAAGUUUUUUUAAUGUAACCUAAACUGUUUAGGUUACGUCCGUUAGACAAAAGUCUUAUAUAUGAUUUUUAACCAGGUUUACGAGAAAUAUCAGUGAAAGCUUCGAACUGGCCCAACACGGAUCUGUUUUAAAAUGUGUAACGUUCAGAUGUCGAUGAGAUAACAAACUCAUCCUUCUCGCGAUCGGCUUCAGAUUUUUGCCAGCCGAGUGCACUAACAGAAAUUCAUUUCAACAGAUCUUGAUCUAGAGAUGCAACAUCAUGCCAUCAAUAGCUGGUAAAAAGAAGUGCCCAGUACAUUUUCAUUUGAAAGUGUGGAAGAUGUAAAAGUUGUGGAAUUUUGCCCAUUUGACAGUGCAGCAGGCGUGAUUGCUUACUGUGGAGAAAACAGAGUAUCUGUGGGAAUGUGUCUUUUUCAAGAGGAUUCUCAAGAUAGUCACCUUCCUUUGUUACAGUUUCAGCACAUUACAGACUUCCACCAUGGAACAAGCGUUCAUGCACUCGCUUGGUCUCCAAAAACAAAUGUCCAACACUUGCCAUAUUCCUUUCAGUAAGUACAGAAAGUAAUGGUUUAAUAAACAAUAACAAGCAUCCCAUCUCGUCAUCCCCAGUGAGCAAUAAUUGUUGGGAAUUUUGCAAGUUGUUUGUUCCCAUGCUGGUGAUGGUGAGGAAUUUACUGUCAAAUGUUUGGGUGGUGGUAGGGAAUUACUGAGUAAAAGCUGGUUGCAUUGAGCUAAGUUUGUUACUUUCACCGGUCAAAGUUAUUUCAAGUUUACAUGGUGUUAAUUUACUAAACUUUUUGCAAGUUUAGUAAAAGGGGGAUGUAGCUUAAACUUAUAACAGAUGAGAAAUGGCAUUUGAUGGGCGGGUGAGCCCUUUUAAGACUUGGCCUCUUCUUGUUUUAUGCAGGGCUUAACACUAUUGUAUUCAAGUUGCCAAGUACUGUAAAUCCUCUUCUAAGCCCCCCAGAGGCCUUUUUUAUUUCAAGCCCAUUUUAAGAUGAUGGUUUCAGUUCUCCAUAAACAACUAGAAUACAAAUUGUGGAAAAGCUCAAGUGCAAGAAGGUUGGAGGUCAUGCAACUGAGGAUUAGAAUCAAAUCCGAACUUCCAGUUGGUAAAUAAACCAUCCCGGGUCAGUCCACACAAAGUUUUACAGUCGUGAUUGAUUAUUAAUAUACUAUCAUUUAUUAGUGAAGAAUAACUAGGGGAGGGGAUGGGGGCUUAAUGGAGAGAGAGGGCUUAUUUUAUAUUUUCUUCCACUGAAAAGGUGGGGGCUUAUUAGAAGUUGAAAGGGGAAGCUUAAUAAAGGAUCUACAGUAUAUGCAUUACUAGUACGCAGGGAAUUGAACAGCUUGGAAGUACUUUUGGUUCUAUGACUCUAUCUUCCUUUUGUUUCUCCUGAAAGUAGCUGGGGGCAAUGCUUAUGUUAGCCAAGGGAAAUCCCUGCUGAAAGAGCAUCUUUGAUGGAUAAGGGAUCAUUAUUUUUCCAUUAUAAAUAAAGUUAACCAUAGAUUAUUUUAAUGAAAGUUCUACCUUGUUAAAUUGUCUGAAAGAAAGUUUGCUUCCACUUAGGUUUUGUACAGCAGGGGAUGACAAAAAGCUACGGUACUAUGUGUCUGAUGGUAGAAACUCAUCAACAGUAACACUUCUGGAAGGACAUCUAAGUUACAUCAAUGACUGUGUUGUUGAGCCAGUUUCUGGUCUUGAAGUUGCUAGUGUCAGUGGUAAGUAAUAGCAAAGAUCUGUUUUUCUGACCUCAUCUGGGAGUUCAAUGUGUAUUUAUUUAAGCAAAGGCUUGCUUUUUUUCUGCUGGAAAAAAAGGGUUUCUAUGUAUAGUUUUAAUAAAUUAUUCCAAGUUGCAGUCUAGGGUGCAAAGAAAGUCAGUUUUUACAGCCUGCCGUUUGGGCAAGCUUUAGCUAGCAUGUACUAGCCCACAAGUCAUUUCAACUGGCCCCAAAACCCUUUUUAUUUAGCAGGAUUGAUUACAAACCUUCUGUAAUUUGAAUUUCCCCAAAAAAUUCACUUGCCUGUUGGGCAAGUUAAGAACAGAAUUCACUAGCCUGAAAGCAAAAUCCACUAGCCCCGGGCUGUCAGACAUGACUAUCUUUGCACGCUGCAGUCAAAAUAAUGUGUUAUUUUAACUAUCCUACACUUAUGAAUAUCGAACCUGAUAUUUAUUGCAUUUUAUUGUGCAGAUGAUCACACUUGUCGACUGUGGGAUUUAGAGACUGGAACACAAAAAACUUGUAUUCCCCUUAGCUCUGCCGGAGUGAGUGUAAAGUGGCAUCUUCGUGAACCAAACAAGGUAGGAAAGUCAGAUCCUUAAAACAUAAAAUAAUAAUUAUUUUAUGUUUUAUACUAAUUAUUAGUAUAAAUGGUAUAAUCUAAUUAUACUUUGGCAGUGUUGUAACUUGUUGGAGCAAUUUUCUUGGUGACUUGUACUAGAGCCUUGGGAAAAGAUUGAAACAACAGGGUUGUCAUUAAGAGCCGGGGGCCGGGGAUUUUCCCCGGCUACUAAGAGAGUGGCCCCCAGCUACUUUUAUUGGAAAAUAGAAGAAAAAUAGAACCACAAGAAAUGCCUAGCCGUUUGAUUCCCCGCCUACUUGUUGUAUUUACCCUGCAACUUGAAAUCUUGGUGACAACCCUGAACAAGAUGAAGCAGGGUUGUCAUUAAGAGCCGGGGGCCGGGGAUUUUCCCCAGCUACUAAGAGAGUGGCCCCCGGCUACUUUUAUUAGAAAAUAGAAGAAAAAUAGAACCAAAAGAAAUCUCUAGCCAUUUGAUUCCCCGCCUACUUGUUGUAUUUACCCAGCAACUUGAAAUCUUAGUGACAACCCUGGAUGAAGGCAUGGUUGGAAAAAUGCUUCUGAUAAACAAUUAGUUUCUGUUCACAAAUUGCCUUCAAAUAAAUACAAGGGACAGGAGAACUUGACAUCAGAUCAAGAGUGCUUGAUAGUCCGGACAUACCCCUUCAAAAGGGUUUGUCAUGUCGGGUAUGCCGUCACCAGGGUAUGGAUAAUUUUUGUGUGAAAACAAAACAACCAAACAAUACAACUCCUAGUACCAUGAUACUUGUGGAUUCAUUAUUUUUGGCAUUCCUUUAUUUGGCUAGGUGAAGGGUGAAGUAGUAUUUGCUGAUUUUCAUUUGUGGCGUAGGCCACUUUAAAAAAUACAAUGAUGUAAUAUGUUUGGAAAGGCUUCAUAUCUAUACCUCACUUUUGCAUUAUCUUUUGUGCACGAUUUGCACAUGCAGUGCAUCAGUUUAAAAAAUUUGCUCACUAAGUGUAUAUGCAUACAAAUACAAUGUUGCUAACGUUCAACAUAGACCAUUGCCCAAGUUUUCUUAAAAUUUAAUAGAGUUUGGCAAUGAGAGAAGUGAGUUGGAAGGAGCACUCUUUUAAUCAGCUACAGGUUCUAGUUCAAGCCUCCAAAAUGUACUCUGAAUUUUUGUUGUGCCGUUGUAACAAAAUAGACCAUUAUAGAUAUAAAAAGUACGUUUCUUUUUGGAAGUUGGUCAUUGCACUUGCAGUUCAUGCAAAGAUCAAAGGGUAAUUUGAACGUCUGGUUUACAUGAAGCUCUACCCAUGGCAAUUUGAGAGUAUUAUGCUAUUUUUCAAAGGAGCGUAUUGAAUACACCCUCUUUGAUCCAUCACUUUGCUCUAGAACAAAUUUUUUAUUGAGUUGAUCUUUCUAUAUCCAACAGCUGAUGGUAGCACAAAAGAAUGGCCUUGUUCGAUUUUAUGACUUGGUCAGCCAACAACCCAUCAUGUCACUGAGCACAGAACAGCUGCCAUUGAUCUCUGCUGACUGGUGCUCAACAAAUGAUCUGAAGGUUGGGGCUGUUGCAAGAGAUGACUGGCUCAUUUGGGACAUGUCCAAAUCAAGGUGUGUUGCUCUGUGUAGGCUUUAUAAAUAACAGUGCAUAAAAUAGGAGAAUUAUUAUUAUUAUUAAUGGUAAUAGGACUGGGUGGAGUCCAAUCUAGCUGAGUGGUUUUCUGGUCUCUGUUGUGCUAGAUAAAGAGCUAAAACUUACCACAAGGCCAUUUACAGGUCGUACACUUUGUGGCCUCCUGAUCCAGAUGUAAAAUAUUAGCUUGUGCGAAGUUCGCGCAUGUGCAGAAAGCAAAAUUUCAAGAUAGUUUUUGGGUUUAAAAGUGACACAGCAGUCUUGACUUUUACUUUCCGCUUUCUCUCCCCCUCUUUUCUCGCUCUUCUUGCCUCAUUUGUUUUUCUCUUGCUGGACACUUAGUAGGCUUCAUUUUGGUGGGAAAAGCUUUUAGGAUCUUAGGAUUAGAUGAAAGGAAAGGUAGGUGGGUAGUGGAACAACAUUUCCAUGGCAAUUUUCAAGUCAAUGUUACAUUGUUUUUUGCCUUUUUCUCUGGUGUCCUUUUCUGAAUUGUGCUCAUUCUGGUAUGGUUUGUAAGAUCUCUUCACUCUGCACAAGUUAGCAGACAAAGUUAUCCUUGACAAUCAAAACUGAUGACGUCACAAGCUGUAGAAAGGACAUGGAUCCACAUGGGCGUUUACCGGGCCUCAGGGGUGAAUGGGUUAAUAAUUAUCAUUAUGUAACGAGGCAGUAUAGCUGAGUGGUUAGCGCGUCAAGUGUUCAGCAUGCUGAGUGGUCAGCAUGUCGAAAUCCCAGUCCGGGGUCCUGGGUUCAAGUCCCUCUCUGGCAACUUGCUGGAUUUGUUCUGUGUUGUCAGGAGUUCAAAACCUUGGCCACACUUGUACAUCGCCAACUGGUUGCCUCCUUCCAGUUGGGGUUUUUAACCCUAUCAUGUUCUAUUUGGAUUACUAAUAAUUGAGUGGAGUGCCAGUAAACUAGCUGAGUGUAAAAUUAGGCUAAGUGUACUUCCCACUGUAAACAAACUUUUAACCUUUUUUACAAGAUAUCAAAAACUGAAGUGAUCCACAAGAUAAUUAUAUUAUUUUAGCUUAUAGAAUGUGAAAUGUGAGGGAUGAUGUCCAUAUCCCUCUCUUGUGCUUCUUCUGUCUUGUGUGCAGCUAUUUGUAAUUAUCUUAUUUGACAGAUAAUAAUGAUACAAUUCACAUAAGCCUUUGGCUGGCACUAAACCCACUAAGCAAUUUCUGUGAAGACAGCAAGAGGAAAUACUAAGAUCUUGAUAUGCAUACUUAUUUUACCUUUACACCAUUAUUUGUCCAUCAUGCACAUUCUGUUCUUGUUUCAGUUUACCUGAGGCUACUGAACAGGCUCAUCCAGAUGGGGUGUGCAAAUUUAGGUAACAAAUACACCUUGUUUAAUACUUUCUCCAGUUACCAGCACAGCUGCACAUCAUUAACAGUUUAUGUGUUUUACAAACUGGACCGUACAACAUAACAACAAAAAUUUGUAGGGCGGCAGGGUGCCCAGUGUAUGAUUUCUAUGAAAAACUAAGAUCUUCUAGUUGCCUGAGUGCAAAGUCAGGUGCCAGGGGCCACCAGGCAGUGCUGCUACAGUACAGCCUUGACUACCUGAAGGUUUACAGUCCUUUGAAAUCACCAAAGUCAUAAGCUGUUAACCCUUUUAAGCUCCAAUAUUCACAUACAAAUUCUCCAAGCUGAUCUCUAUACAUUUCCUUACAGCAUCAGUUGAGAGAAUUUGUUCAAAGAUCAAAGCAUUUUCCCUUAGGUGAUCAUUUUAUUAAUUCUCAUAAACUUUUCUUUUAAUUGUGUGUUAACAUUGUUAGGAGAAAAUUUAUCUUGGUCACUCUUGGGACUUAAGGGGUUAAGAAAAGUUUGUUUACAUGAUAACGUCAUAUUUUUACCUCUAUGACCAGGGUUUUGCUUUAUAAUAAUAUUGUACAAAAUUAGGGCUUUUGUUAUUUAAACCUUGCUGAAAAAAAGGAGAAGGGAUGAAAGGCAAAACGAAAAGGAUCCUGGUAGUAGCAGUAAAAUGACGCCAUCAUGCAAAAUAUGGCCUAUUAAAAAUGAACUACACAGCUAGGCAAAUGAACAUUGUAUUGUUUGUUUCUUACGACAGGUGGUCUAAUGUACAUGAAAACCUGUUUGCAACAACUGGCCGCCCUGGUAACCACAUUAACGUCUACCACAUGGAACAUCACAAAGUUAGUUUUUUAUAAGGAAUUACAAUAUGUAAUAUAAUGAUCAAGGAUACAUUUUUGAACCACAACAUAUGAUUAUUUUCCACCAAAAUCGAUGAGUUGUGAUGAUGCAGUUGUGAAUAAAAGGCCGUAAUAGUUUGAAGAGUACAAGUUUAUUGGUGCAGCUGGUCUCUCAGAACCCCUACCCCCUUAUAGGCUCUUCUGUGGCUAGUCCUAGACCAGAGCCUAGACCCCAUGCAUCUUAGUCACUUUUAGGCAAAUAUAAUGUUCACAAUCCCAACUUAGUCACUUUCUGUCACUUUUUUAACCACGCAUCUUCCCAUUUUUAAAUCCCUAUCUACCACAGUUUUCUUACCCUCAAAAUCUUGAAAAUGUGCUUCCUGAUACCAUUCUAGUAACUAUUGAAAAUACAAUCUCAUUAUAGUAAAUCCUGUCGCAAAAAUGUGACCCCAUCCAGUGGCUCAUCCCCAUUCUAUUACUAAUGUUCCCCCGGGACCUUUCCUGCCCAUGUGUAGCUGACUUGCCACUCUUUUAUUUGACAGAUGCCAGUUUCAUGUCAGAUGCCUGUAGGUGGAGGUCUUUCCUGGCAUCCAUCUUUACCAGUGUGUGCAUCAGGUGGUGGAGAUAAGGUUCACUUAUGGUUUCUAGAAGUGUAG
This is a messenger RNA of Porites lobata, 7291 nucleotides long. NCBI's taxonomy places the organism in Eukaryota, Metazoa, Cnidaria, Anthozoa, Scleractinia, Poritidae. The record is from the annotation of a GenBank genome assembly.